Molecule: messenger RNA, 2047 nt
Organism: Tribolium madens (black flour beetle)
Lineage: Eukaryota; Metazoa; Arthropoda; Insecta; Coleoptera; Tenebrionidae
Product: uridine 5'-monophosphate synthase
Exons: 4
Coding region: 413-1834 (473 amino acids)
Biological process (GO): 'de novo' UMP biosynthetic process; 'de novo' pyrimidine nucleobase biosynthetic process
Molecular function (GO): orotate phosphoribosyltransferase activity; orotidine-5'-phosphate decarboxylase activity
Source: RefSeq, a predicted model, not a curated record
UCCAUUAUCAGUUAUCACAUCACUGCGCAAUUAUUGGUUUGUAAAAAUCAACUGGAAGAAGUAAACCAGUGUUGCCAAAUUUUCAAUUACUGAAGUCGCCAACAUAUCCACCAGAGCACUAACACUGUAAAAUAAUUAUGCUUUGAAAAAACUGAAAAAAGCAACUUGAAGAAGCAGUUCCAGAAGAUAGCAGAGGGAAUCAUCACGUGACUACCGUUGUAUUCAAUCUGUAUAUUCAAUUGUUUAUAAUGGCGUCGGAAAUUCGGUAUCCUAUUGGUCACAAACUAUUCGACCUUCAAAUGAUGUUUGCAUAGUUCUGUCUUAGUGCGUUGGCUAGUUUCGCAUUCAUUUGUUAUCGCCACAGACAGAGAUAAACAGAAACUGUAAAGCCGAGCAACACGUGGUUGGUAAGAUGAGUUCGUUCGACGAGAAAUUAAAAGCCUUUUCUGUUGAAUUAUUCAAAAUAAAUGCGAUAAAGUUCGGUGAUUUUAAAACUAAAGUUGGUCUCCAAACACCUGUUUAUGUCGAUUUGCGGGUAAUCGUGAGUUACCCUAAAUUGCUGAACGACCUGGCCGAUUUGAUUCUCGACUAUAAGAAAAAGUUACCCAAAUUCGAUAUUAUUUGUGGGGUCCCUUACACCGCUUUGCCUAUUGCAACUAUAGUUUCGGUAAAAAGUGAUAUUCCAAUGGUAAUGAGGCGAAAAGAGGCGAAAGAUUACGGGACGAAAAAACUAAUUGAAGGUCAAUUUAACGAAGGCGAUAAUUGUUUAAUUGUCGAGGAUGUUGUUACAUCCGGGAGCAGUAUUUUAGAAACAGUUCGAGAUUUAAAAAAUACGGGAAUAAAUUGUUUGGAUGCCAUUGUGUUACUGAACAGGGAGCAAGGAGGUGAAAAACUGUUGAAAAAAAAUGGUAUUAAAAUGCAUGCAUUGCUCACCCUCACACAACUGAUGGCCUUUCUGAAAGAAGCAAAUUGUGUCAAUGAAAGUAUUGUUGAGAAAGUUAAGACAUAUUUAAGUAGUACUCAGGUUGACCCUAGUGUUAUAAAAACAAACAAUAGACUUAAAUUACCCUUCUUAGAGCGAGCCAAAUUCACAAAAAACACGAUUUCGCAACAGUUGUUCAAAAUAAUGGCCUCUAAAAAAUCCACGUUAUGUGUGGCCGCUGAUUUGACUUCCUGUACCGACUUAUUGAAUUUAGCCGAACAAGUGGGCCCUCACAUUUGCCUCCUCAAAACCCACAUUGACAUCCUCGACGACUUCCAUCCCAACGUACUCAAACCUCUCAAAGAGAUCGCCGACCGGCACAACUUUCUCCUUUUUGAGGACCGAAAAUUCGCCGAUAUUGGACAAACCGUGCAAUUCCAGUACAGUAGAGGCUUGUACCAGAUCUCCUCAUGGGCUAGCUUAGUAACAACUCAUUCUUUGAUGGGUAAGGGUGUGUUAGAUGGGUUGAAACAAGCCCCGGGUUUGACAGACCGAGGAGUUUUCCUUUUGGCCCAAACAAGCGCCGCUGGAAGUCUCAUUGACCAGAAUUAUGUUGAUAAUUCAAUAAAACUCGCGAGACAGUAUGGAGAUUUAGUGACUGGGGUUGUUUGUCAGAGUGUGGUGUUUGAGGACGAACCGGGAUUCGUUCAGCUGACCCCAGGGGUGCAUUUGGAGUCACUUAAGGACAAUUUGAGCCAGCAAUAUAAUACACCAGAGGUUGUGGUGUUGCAGAGAGGGGCUGAUGUGGCCGUGGUGGGCCGUGGGGUGACGCAAGCCUCGAAUCCCGGGGAUGAAGCCAAGAGAUACAAAGAGGUAUUGUGGACCGCCUACGAGAAAAGAAUCAGUUUGUGAUUUUGUAUAUAAAUAAGGCUACUAAAUUGUUUUAAAAUUGUGUUAAAUUAAAAUCCCUGUCCUAGUGUAUUGUUGGUUAUAUAAUCAAUCAAAGUAGGUGUGACAACAAUUUGAAAAUCGCGCCAUACGACUUGCACCGAACACUCGCGAAUAAAUUUUUAUUUCUUUCAUUUCAAAUGUAAAUAAAUUGAAAUUUUUAAUUGAGCACAUAAA